Molecule: messenger RNA, 2651 nt
Organism: Bradysia coprophila
Lineage: Eukaryota; Metazoa; Arthropoda; Insecta; Diptera; Sciaridae
Product: choline-phosphate cytidylyltransferase A-like
Biological process (GO): CDP-choline pathway
Molecular function (GO): phosphatidylcholine binding; choline-phosphate cytidylyltransferase activity
Source: RefSeq, a predicted model, not a curated record
CCAGUCAAACUGUAUAUGAAAUUAAUUCAAUGACAGUGGAUGAUUUGUUGUCGUUUAACUGAUGACUGGGGUUUAUUUUCGAAUUUAAGCUUUUUACAUUUGUGUCACUUGUGGUGGUUGUGCUUAGAUAAACAAAACAAAAAAUCAUCUCCGGCGUGGAAUCGAAAAAUAUCGACGCCUCUGCACACAGCCUCUACACAACAUCCACAAACUGUCAUAUGCUAUCGUUUCGUGUAAUAUAAAAUCUAAAGUUCUUGAUUCCGCUUGAUUUUCUCAUUACGGACGAGAAGUUGUGCAUUGAAAUCGAGUUCAGAAAUAAAGUUUACAAAAGAAAUAAUUGCUGGUCGAUUGAGUGAAGUUAUUUUUGGCGAAAUACGCUAGACGUUGUAACCAUUUUUCAGUUUAAUUCAUUUCGUUUUUCGUUUUUCUUUCAUCUUUUUUUUACUUCAAUUUUUAUCACCGAAAAUUUAUUAGAAGUGGAACGUCAUCAACAUUCUGUAUGGACUGGGUCAAAUGUUCCCUCAUCAUAGACGAUACACCACAAAUUUAUUUCAAUUUUCGAUUAAUAGCUUCUUGUGAAUGACAUUAUUUUUUUAAAGUGCGCGCACAUUGUCAUACACAUUUUACAUAAAUAUCACACACAGAACGAGUAAAGUGCUUUCAAGUGCCUCAAUUUAAAUCAAUAAAUGUGCUGGAAUAAAAUAACGCUUUACAUUGAAAUCGUGUGACGAUAUUUUAAUUUGUCGCGUGUGUUUGAAUUAGUUAUUCGAACCCAGUGUGGUAGACUAAAAGAAAAAGAGUUCUAAGAACCACACAAAAAAACACUCAAAAUCAUUUUUUAACAAUAAUAUGGAUGCGUCGCUAACGCUUCAAUCACCGUCACGUAAGCGUCCACGCGAAUUAGCCAUGUCAUCGUCGAUAAACGAUAAUCACAAAUCGGUGCCCACAACCGUCAAAUCAUCGCCCACAACGAAUAAAGCCCACGCAAAUGGUUCGACGUCAUCGAGUUUAAACGGAUUUCCGUCGUCGUCGUCGACGUCGUCAUACGUGUCGAUUAUGGACGAUCACAGAAAUGGAUCGGUUGAAACGGGAAAGCUGAGUCCGACAUCCAGUGAUCCUGAUUAUAUGACAAUAUGCAAACCUGCACCGUUUUGUGGAGACCUGGACGCAAUCAACGAACGUGAUCACUGUGACUACACAUCAAGGAUAACGUACCAAAUGGCCAAAGGCGGCAACACAAAUCGACGAAUUCGCGUUUAUGCCGACGGUAUCUACGAUCUGUUUCAUCAAGGACACGCAAGGCAACUGAUGCAGGCUAAAAAUGUUUUCCCAAAUGUGUACUUAAUCGUGGGUGUGUGCAGUGACAAACUAACGCAUAGCAAGAAAGGGCGAACGGUCAUGAAUGAUAUGGAGCGGUAUGAAGCAGUGCGACAUUGUCGAUAUGUUGACGAGAUUGUGCCAGAAGCUCCGUGGGAAAUAUCCGACGAAUUUUUGGAAAAACAUAAAAUUGACUUUGUGGCCCACGAUGAAAUCCCAUAUGCCAAUGAUGACAGCAAUGAUCUGUACGCACACAUAAAGGCUCGCGGCAUGUUCGUUGCUACUGAAAGAACCGAAGGCGUCUCCACAUCAGACAUUGUUGCUCGGAUCGUCAAAGAUUACGAUUUGUACGUUCGCCGAAAUCUCGCCCGCGGUUACACUGCCAAAGAUUUAAACGUUAGUUUCCUGAAGGAGAAGAAGUUCCGAUUCCAAAACAAAAUGGACGAACUGAAGGACAAAGGCAAACGAGUCAUCACCGAAGUGAAGGGCAAUCUGAUCACCAAAUGGGAAGAGCAGUCGCGUGACUUCAUCGAAACAUUUUUGCUGCUGUUCGGACGGGAACGUUUAACGAACAUUUGGGACAAGUCUAAGGGACGUUUGAUGCAAGCCCUAAGUCCACCGGGCAGUCCAGCCGGUGGCUCACCGAGCGGAUCGAUCAAUGGCGACGAUGAUGUGUACGAGGACGAUGACGACGAUGAUGAUGAUGAUUCAUAUGCCGAUGCGUUAUACGAUUCGCCGCCGUCAAAGAGAUCUGUAAAAAUUACGAUGGAACCGGAUUUGGGUGCUGUGAAUGGCGGAAAAGAUAAAUUGCGUUCAUGUUAGUUAUGUUGUCUGUUAUUGCCACAUGAAAAAUGGAAGAAAGAAAGUUGUGUGAACGAGAGGUGUUGAUGCGCGCGUGUUUGUUCGUUGUACGACCAGGGGCUUAUUAGAAUUGAUUUUUGUUUUCGUUUUGGAAAUUUUUAAUUUUUUUUUUAGUUUCGGUUUGCUGAACAAUUUCUCCACAAAAUUUGUUGGUCGUUAGUUCGGCUGUUAGUCUAGAAAAUAAACCUUUUUUUUACAUGUUCGAGUGUAUGAGAAAAUGAAAGAAAAAGAAUGGGAAAAUCCCAAUUUUGUUAAGAAAUAAAAACGGAGAAAAAAACUAAUUUAUAGUGUUACGAGAUGUGUAGCGAAGCAUUAUACCUAUUGCAAAUUCAAAAAGCAUCAAAAGCAUAACAAAUAACAAAACAAAAACAUUGAAAAGAAAGAAGAGAAAACUCUACGUAAAAUUUAUCCAAUUAUUUAUUCCAAUCUUCACUGUACUUUAUUAUGGUAAAAUUAUAAAGUGAGAAAAUGUU